AGUAUAAAUACCCAAAUUCAAAUUUUCCUCACCUAAACAUUGAAAUGGUGACAUUAGUGGUGGCGACGACGACGGAUCCGGCGUCGAAUGGCCCGGCAACGGCGCUGCUAUCGAUGCCGGGUUGGACUCCCGGGCCCAAUCUCGACGGGGUCAUUAGAAGCUUCAUUUGUGGCCACCUCAGAUUGCUCCAACACGACAAGGGAAUCGUCGAAGAGGACGACUUGGAUCUUCGCUGGGAAAAGGCCACCGCCGAGGCCGUCGAUGAGGUCAUCUUCCUCAGUAAACACACCGCCGUCUCUAACCGCCCCGCCCUCACCAUUCACCCCAUCGGAGUUCCCCAUUUGAAAGAGGGCGAUGUUCCGCCGCAAGGAGGGAGACCAGGGUGGGCGGCGCCGCCAAAUCCUAGGAUGGGUCCUUGGUUGAUUCUCUUGAAGAAGAUUGCUCAGUCUCAUAAUCUGAUUCCUGAGUUUGAGAUUACUCUGGAGGCUACUCAUCAUGGACCUAUCACUACCAAGCCCACAAUGUUUAUUGAAAUAGGGAGUACGGAGGAGUACUGGAAGAGGCAGGAUGCUGCUCGUGUUGUUGCUUUACUAAUUUGGGAAGGACAUGGGCUAGGCGAAGGUUCUGCUAUUGGCACUUGGGACGGAUGCACAACGCCAAAGAAUAAAGUUCUUCUCGGACUUGGUGGAGGGCAUUAUGUUCCCAGGCAUAUGGACAUUAUCCAGAAAGACGGUUGUUGGGUGGGUCAUCUCCUGUCGGGGUAUUCCUUGCCGAUGGAAGAUCCUGGGCAGUCGAAAGUGAAGGCAGAAGAGAUCGGAGGCACUUGGCGACAAGCGAUAAAAGCAGCUUUUGACGCCACGAGGGAAGCUUUCCCUGGCGGUGAAAUUUUGGCUCAUCUUGAUCAGAAGAGCUUCAAGGGGUGGCAGAAGAACGCCAUCACCGAGUACUUAGCUUCACAAAACAUUAAGGUGGGGAAGCCGAGUGACUUCUGCUGAUUGUGCGGCCACCAAAGUAAAUUUUGAUGUAGUAUACCGGGAACGUAUUCAUUCCCUUUUCUAUAUUUGGUUUCCAAGCUACAAUAUUACUUCGGUUUAAG
Ipomoea nil (Japanese morning glory) is the source of this 1096-nucleotide messenger RNA. Its product is annotated as D-aminoacyl-tRNA deacylase-like. Gene Ontology annotation, molecular function: D-aminoacyl-tRNA deacylase activity. The transcript is spliced from 8 exons. The coding region runs from base 45 to 995 and encodes 316 amino acids. NCBI's taxonomy places the organism in Eukaryota, Viridiplantae, Streptophyta, Magnoliopsida, Solanales, Convolvulaceae. The record is from RefSeq and is a predicted model, not a curated record. Gene Ontology annotation, biological process: D-amino acid catabolic process.